AUGAAUGCCAAGAUGGAGACGAUUCCGGAUCCCCAAGAUCUCCCACCAGACCCCCGUCUCCCAGGCCAACAGCCUCGAUACUCCCGCGACAAUAUCGUCGCUUCUCUCUCAUCUUUCUACCAGAGUCUGCCACAUAUCGACCCCUCACUGGCGCGCUGUGCGCCGUCCGGGGGCUGGCCGGAAAUCACCUCCGAAUCGCUUGCGGCCACGGGAAUGCGACAUUUGAACCAACGAGUCGUCGACUUAAUCAGGCAUCUACCGUACAUGGAUGGCAAUCCCUUUUGGAUCACGCCGGAGACGUUUCCCAUCAACUAUCGUACCGCCGUGGCUUUAAUACCAGCCGUUGGAGUGUUCAAGCCCAAGUGGCUACACGCUCUGUCCCAUGAUCUUCAAUCAUUGAAGGGCUUUCCGCCUUGGGUGAUUCCCCUCACUAUGAGUGUGAAUAGGGACGGCGACAUUUGGCUCUUGGACACUAUGGAUGGAACGGUGACCAAGUACAUCAUUACGGGUCCUGUUUACCCCGAGCCGGUCGGUAGAUAUGAGGAGGGCGACCCACGGAUGUGGAGAGAAACAUUGUGCGACGAUGUUACACUUCCAUUGGGAUCAUGGCUAGAGGGAAUACUUGAAAAGUACAAGACGUUUUUGUACUUUGGUCUUCCCCGUCACAACUAUCCAGGAGUGCUUUGGCAAGGGUAUUCGAGCAAGGAAACCCAGGAAAUCAGGGAGAUUUUGGCUCAAAAUGGAUGGCCAGGAAAAUACAUGGGUGAAGAGGGCCGCAAGAAGCUGGCAGAAUGGUUGACGCAAGCAGACAUAUAG
Molecule: messenger RNA, 816 nt
Organism: Colletotrichum orchidophilum
Lineage: Eukaryota; Fungi; Ascomycota; Sordariomycetes; Glomerellales; Glomerellaceae
Exons: 2
Coding region: 1-816 (271 amino acids)
Source: RefSeq, a predicted model, not a curated record